Molecule: messenger RNA, 2169 nt
Organism: Liolophura sinensis
Lineage: Eukaryota; Metazoa; Mollusca; Polyplacophora; Chitonida; Chitonidae
Product: calcyphosin-2-like
Exons: 14
Coding region: 105-1538 (477 amino acids)
Source: RefSeq, a predicted model, not a curated record
AAACAAAACAACCUACAGUUUGGGAUAGUGCCCCUGUCCCUGAAGAUCUUAGUGCUCAGCCAUCCUCAAAACACAGAGAGCUGUACAAACAGUAUGAGGAUGAGAUGAAGCAGUCGUACAAACAGUAUUCUGAGGCAAACAUGGGGAAGUCGCAGGUCACUGAGGAGGAUGUGAACAGAGCGGUGGAGGCCGUAAAAAACACGUACACCAAGUCGGACUCCCCCAGACUGAGGGACAGUGAGGACCUGAGUGAAAGCGGUGAUGAGGAAGAACAGCUGCAGCUCUCAUACACCAACAAGUCAUUCCCGUCUUUUCAAGACUCCAAGAAGAUGGAUGCUACAGAAUUUGAAGAGUUCAAAAGGAAGCAGCAUCUCAUAGAGACUGUAAUGGUUGACCAGCUGUCAAGAGCUGUAAUCAGUGCACCUGAACAAGACACCCGCCCUGCCCCCAGGUCUCACAGGCCAGGUAUGCCCCGGGGAACCAACAGAUCACUCCAUGAAUCCAAGGUCAGCACCAAUACUACAGCCACAGAAAAUCUCCUACAGAGAAGAGUUAGAUUUGGGGCCAGAUUAUUGACAAGAAAUGGCCAUGACGCCAUCAGAGAGCUCACCGGGUUUUUCUUUCAUGUAGAUGGUUCUCUGACGAUAUAUGAAUUCAAACAAUUUGGAAAAAGUGCUAAAGCAUUACCAUUCAUUCCUCGGGGCCAGUACACUUUUGCACGAGGGAGGAGAUUGCAGGAGCCUUACACACUAACAGACAUUUAUCCUGGUGCUAAUUUAGAGUUCAAGACAGCUGGCUUACAUUCUCUGCCUGACUCAGUAAGACAACAAAAGGUGGCUGUUUUCAGAGUAACAGAUGUGGAUGAUGUGGCGAAAUCUAAAAUUAUAUUAUCUGGUGUAAAGCCGUCAGACAGGGAAAAGGCCUAUGCCAGGCUUCAUAUGCCCAAGUCCAAGGCAGAGCUGGAGGAUAGAGUGCUAAUGCUGGAGAUUCAAACAUUUGUCCGUAAACUGCUGAAGAAGCGUGGGGUGAGAACAGUCAUGGGCCUGGGUCAUCACUGUAGGAAACUGGACAGAAAUAACACAGGACUUCUGCCGAGGUUUGAACUGGAGAAAGCUUUACUGCACUACCACAUUGACUUGGGGGAAGGGGUGCUGGCCUCUCUGUUAGCCAUAUUGGAUGAAGAGGGGACAGGAUAUCUGGAUUACCCAGAAUUCCUCAGAACAGUUCUGGGAGAGAUGAAUGAAUACAGGAAGUCAUUUGUUUUGAGAGCAUUUAGGAAGAUUGACGCAGGAAAACAGGGUGUGGUGACAUGUAGUGAUCUGAAGAAGUUUUACAACGCUGCCAAACAUCCCAAAGUCAAAUCAGGUCAGUGCUCUGAGAUGGCAGUUCUCAAGUCAUUCCUUGACUCUUUCCAAUAUUGUGAGAAAACAGAGGAAGUGACAUUCCAAGUGUUUGAGGAAUACUACGAGGGUUUGAGUGUCGGAGUGGAAAAUGAUGAAGAUUUUGCCAACAUUCUGAGAAAUUCUUGGAAUCUGUAAAACUAUAAAUCACACAAAAUUUCACUGUGUUUUUAAUGUGUGAUUGUGGGUAGAUCUUUAGUAUAUAUUUUUAGUAUCUAUGUGCUACCGGACCAAACUUAGCAUUCCUGCAGUGGUGGCCCUCACUAAAAUCACAGCAUCUGCCUACAACAUGUUGUGUGAUUUGGUGUGUACAUAACUGAGGAUGAACAAGGCUUUAUUUCCAUUUGCCUAGCAAAAAAAUAACACACGCAGAAAGUAUUAAUAGAAAGUGACUCAUCUAUGCUCACUCAAUUUGUUAUACUUAAGAUAUGACAGUAUGUAAGCACAUUAUAAUUUUUUUUCUACUUAUAAAUUGUGAAAUGUCUCCAUUUUGUCUACAGACAUACAUUAUGUAUACAUGUGUACAUGUCAGUCAGGCCACCUGAUAUACAUAUAUAAUAACAGGGGGCCUCCCUGGCUCCUUUGAUUAGCACGCUAGCGCAGCGUAAUGACCCAGGAGCCUCUCACCAAUACGGUGGCUGUGAGAUCAAGUCCAGCUCAUGCUGGCUUCCUCUCUGGCCGGACAUGGGAAGGUCUGCCAGCAACCUGCCCAGUUUCCUUUCACCAUAAUGUCUGCCUGGCGUGGUAUAAGUGAAAUAUUCUAGAGUAC